This is a messenger RNA of Trichechus manatus latirostris (Florida manatee), 1137 nucleotides long. RefSeq names its product histone H1x. The transcript has a single exon. The record is from RefSeq and is a predicted model, not a curated record. Gene Ontology annotation, biological process: chromosome condensation; nucleosome assembly; negative regulation of DNA recombination. Gene Ontology annotation, molecular function: nucleosomal DNA binding; double-stranded DNA binding; structural constituent of chromatin. Gene Ontology annotation, cellular component: nucleosome; nucleus. Bases 40 to 699 code for a protein of 219 amino acids. NCBI's taxonomy places the organism in Eukaryota, Metazoa, Chordata, Mammalia, Sirenia, Trichechidae.
GGCUUCCGUGCGCCGCCCGCCACCAACCCGCUCGCCACCAUGUCCGUGGAGCUCGAAGAGGCCCUGCCACUGACGCCCGCCGAGGGGACGACCAAGAAGGCUGCUAAGGCUAGCGGCUCGGCGGCGCUGUCUCCGGCCAAGAAAAGGAAGAACAGCAAGAAGAAGAACCAGCCGGGCAAGUACAGCCAGCUGGUGGUGGAGACCAUCCGCAGGCUGGGUGAGCGCAACGGCUCGUCGCUAGCCAAGAUCUACGCCGAAGCCAAGAAGGUAGCGUGGUUCGACCAGCAGAACGGGCGCACCUACCUCAAGUACUCCAUCAAGGCGCUGGUGCAGAACGACACGCUCUUGCAGGUAAAGGGCACCGGCGCCAACGGCUCCUUCAAGCUCAACCGCAAAAAACUGGAAGGCGGUGGGGAGCGGCGCGGUGGCUCGGCGCCCGCCCCCGCCCCCGCGGCCGCCUCGCACAAAGCCAAGAAGGCGGCCCCCGCCGCAGCUGGCCCCCGACGCCCGGACAAGAAACCCGUGAAAAGCAACAAGCCCGAGAAACGUUCGCACAAGAAGGACCCGGGCGGCGGUGCCGCCACCGCCUCCAAGAAGGACAAAGGCAGCAAGGCCAAGAAGGCGGUGGCCGCUGGGGGCAAGAAGGUGAAGAAGGCGGCCAAGCCUAGCGUCCCCAAAGUACCCAAGGGCCGCAAGUGAGCGCACUGGCCUGAUGGGAGGCGCCUGCUUGGGCCUACUAGGCCAUUUUUGGUUUUCUGGUUGUUUUUUUUUUCCCUACCCCAAGUGUCUGUAGGUUUUGUACGAUUUACUCUGGGUCCCCCUCCGCCCCUUCUCCCUCCUUCCCCCUCUCCGACAAUGUAGUUUUUUUGUUGUUGUUUGCUUUGGAUUUUUGAAACAGCCCCGGCGACGCCCCUAUUGGCUCUCGCCCUUGGCAACGGCCGUCGCCAUGGUUACCGGCCACUAGGCGCCAAUGGCCGAGGCUUCGGCUGCCGGCCCCGGCGCAACCGCAGGUUGGCCAAGGCCCAGGCGCGCGGUACGUGGCCGCCGCGCCGCCCCUCCCCAGCCCUCACCCCCCUACCUUUGGGUGUGCGACAAACAAUCGCUCGGGGCGCGUGGCUGCGCAGCGCUUCCCUUCAC